This is a messenger RNA of Kwoniella shivajii, 489 nucleotides long. RefSeq lists its product as uncharacterized. NCBI's taxonomy places the organism in Eukaryota, Fungi, Basidiomycota, Tremellomycetes, Tremellales, Cryptococcaceae. The transcript is spliced from 2 exons. Bases 1 to 489 code for a protein of 162 amino acids. The record is from RefSeq and is a predicted model, not a curated record.
AUGCUCAUUAGGAGAAUCGCUUGUCUUUCUUCAACCAUUUGUACUUUUCAGCUUAGAUCUGUGGUAGCGACAAGUGACCCUGUGACUGAUAUCGUGAUACAAUGGGGUAAGGGAGUUCGUGGAGCCUAUAGUGGGACAGAAGCCUCUGACGCAAAUGCUCUUGAGUUCAUUUGGGAUCAGGAAGAACUCGAUAACCACGUCAAGAAAGAAUUUUAUGUUUUGCUGUAUGAACACCAUACUUUUGAUUUCGAUGGAAGUGAAGAAUUCAAAGAUCUACAAGCUAAUAUCUCGUGUUACGCGGAAGCGAAAAAGGCUGAAAACUCUGUCCCUUGGUUCUACUUUAGUAAUCCCCAUAUAUUACCCACGUCGUACUUAUCUGGAGGUAAUUCGGAUCUAGCUAGGAUCUAUUGUCCUCCAGAUGAGAAUGCUGAUUUCAGGGAUUGGAUGAAGGACGGAAUCGACUCGGUCAGUGCUCAUGCUACACCGUAG